Molecule: messenger RNA, 279 nt
Organism: Opisthorchis viverrini
Lineage: Eukaryota; Metazoa; Platyhelminthes; Trematoda; Opisthorchiida; Opisthorchiidae
Exons: 2
Coding region: 1-279 (92 amino acids)
Source: RefSeq, a predicted model, not a curated record
AUGCGAGCACGCAGAGACCCGAUGGAAUCCACUCGAUCGCCUACCUCGAAGUAUCGGAAAUCUCAGGAUUUCUCAUUACUAAUUCUCAUCAACAAACUCUCUACUAACCGAGAAUCCUUGCGGGUAUCUCUCGAACACCGAGGAGAGAACUUCGUGCACAGCGCUCCUUCCUUCUCCAAAUUCCUCCGCCGACUGUUCCGUAAGCGUAGUACCCCAAGCAGCCACCCGGUUGCUUGUUUGCGUUUCACAUAUGGUGGCCCUGUGGCUGAUCCCGUCUAA